Molecule: messenger RNA, 510 nt
Organism: Tachysurus vachellii
Lineage: Eukaryota; Metazoa; Chordata; Actinopteri; Siluriformes; Bagridae
Product: C-C motif chemokine 3-like
Exons: 3
Coding region: 50-355 (101 amino acids)
Biological process (GO): immune response; cellular response to tumor necrosis factor; positive regulation of GTPase activity
Cellular component (GO): extracellular region
Molecular function (GO): CCR chemokine receptor binding; chemokine activity
Source: RefSeq, a predicted model, not a curated record
AAUAUCCUCAUCAUUCUCAUCAUCAUCAUCAUCAUCAUCAUCAUCAGUCAUGAGCUCUCGUUCUCUCCUGCUGGUUCUGCUGGUUCUCGCCUGCCUUCAGUCCUUCACAACGGCCCAGAAUGAAAAUGGACCAACUCAGUGCUGUUUCAGAUUUCUGACACGACCAAUCCCUGUAAGAGUCAUUACAGCUUAUAAAGUAACAGAUCUUCAUUGUACAAAACCUGGAGUCAUCUUUACUCUACAGGACGGUCGUCUUGUGUGUGCAGAUCCCGGCUUCAAGUGGGUGAAGAAUCACAUGAAGAAAAUUGACCAGCGUCGGUUUAACAGUCUGAACGACGCUGAAGGGAGUGCUUAAAACCUUAAUAAACAGUUUAAAUCCUCUCUCCAUUAACAAGUAAUGAAUAAUUAUUUUACUAAAUGGACUUUUUCCAUAAUCAGACAUUAUGAUUGAAGCUUUUAGUUAUAAACUUAAAUAUAAUCUGAUUUAUUCUACAGACUGUUAACAUGAAU